CACGUGCAUCUCCCGUUUAUAAAAACGCAUGGAGAGCAAUGCACCGCACUUAAAUUUCUCAAACCCAAAAAACCAUAACUUACCAACACCAAAUUCAAAAGAAGUUGCAAAAAACUUCAGCAUCAAAAAAAAAAAAGUUGCAAAACUAGCAAGCAAAAAGCCUUUUCCACACCUCCCAUCUUUUUGCAUUGUUUUGUGACACACAUAUAAGAGAAUAGUGACAAUAAAGUGGGACACUCUGAGAGAGAAAGAAUAAGAGAAAUAGAAACUUUGUUUUGUAUUUCUAAAACUUCAUCAUUUUUGCUAAUUAAAAAAAAAAAAGGAGAGACAGAAAACAGAGAAAUAUAUUAAAAACAAAAAAAAUGGAGGGAAAAAAUGAGAUUAAGCAAUCUAAGUUUGGGAGAAUUUGUGUUUUUUGUGGUAGUAGUCAAGGCAAGAAGAUUAGUUAUCAAGAAGCUGCCACUGAGCUUGGCAAAGAAUUGGUGUUAAGAAACAUUGACCUGGUAUAUGGAGGAGGAAGCAUAGGAUUAAUGGGCCUGGUUUCUCAAGCUGUUCAUAGUGGAGGUCGGCAUGUUAUAGGAGUUAUUCCCAAGACGCUCAUGCCUCGAGAGAUAACUGGUGAAACUGUAGGGGAAGUGAAGGCUGUGGCAGAUAUGCACCAAAGAAAAGCAGAAAUGGCUCGCCAUUCUGAUGCUUUUAUUGCACUACCAGGUGGUUAUGGAACUCUAGAAGAGCUACUUGAGGUGAUUACAUGGGCUCAACUUGGCAUUCAUGACAAACCGGUUGGUUUACUAAAUGUGGAUGGAUACUAUAAUUCACUACUUACUUUCAUCGACCAAGCUGUGGAAGAAGGGUUCAUUAGUCCCAGUGCACGCCAUAUUAUUGUUUCUGCUCCCACAGCUCAAGAGUUGGUUAAGAAAUUGGAGGAGUAUAUUCCUUGCCAUGAAGGUGUAGCUUCCAAAAUGUGCUGGGAGGUGGAUCAGCUAUGAUACAGUGAAGAAUGGUGAUGUAUGUAGAUGGUAAUUUGGAUAGUUUUGAGCAUAGGGUUUAGAGAAGACUGAUGGGUGAAAUGGUGGACUGAUGUAAGAAGAAGAAGACUAAUUUCAUAGAGUAAAAAAUCUCUUGCAGGGGUUCUUUUUUGUAUAUUAUCACUGCAGACAAUUUCAAAUAUCUAAGCUUCAUUUAUAUCCUUGAAUUUUCGAUUUUCUUUGAAAUUGUAACUAGCAAAAUCUAGUCAAAUAUCCCCCGUAA
Messenger RNA from Beta vulgaris subsp. vulgaris (sugar beet), 1251 nucleotides. RefSeq names its product cytokinin riboside 5'-monophosphate phosphoribohydrolase LOG4. The transcript is spliced from 7 exons. The record is from RefSeq and is a predicted model, not a curated record. Gene Ontology annotation, molecular function: hydrolase activity, hydrolyzing N-glycosyl compounds. Gene Ontology annotation, biological process: cytokinin biosynthetic process. NCBI's taxonomy places the organism in Eukaryota, Viridiplantae, Streptophyta, Magnoliopsida, Caryophyllales, Amaranthaceae. The coding region runs from base 363 to 989 and encodes 208 amino acids. Gene Ontology annotation, cellular component: nucleus; cytosol.